Messenger RNA from Rhopilema esculentum, 915 nucleotides. The record is from RefSeq and is a predicted model, not a curated record. Lineage: Eukaryota; Metazoa; Cnidaria; Scyphozoa; Rhizostomeae; Rhizostomatidae.
AUGCCAUCUGGACCUUGGAAAAAACUGCAUAUUGACUUUUAUGGACCACUUCCAAGUAGUGAGUAUGUACUUGUUAUUGUAGAUGCUUAUUCUAGAUUCCCUAUAACAGAAAUUGUAAAAUAUACUGCUGCUUCAACCAUUAUUCCAAAACUAGAUCAAGUUUUUGCAAUGCAUGGACUUCCUGAAGAAAUAGUUACAGACAAUGGUCCACCAUUUAAUGGUGAUGAUUUUGAAAGAUACUUGAUGACUCUAGGAAUAAAGUUUGACCUUUCUACACCAUUAUGGCCCCAAGGGAACUCAGAGGUAGAGAGAUUUAACCAACUUCUAGGAAAAACAAUUAGAGCUGCAUGUAUAGAAAAUAGAAAUUGGAGACAAGAACUUCAAAGAUUUUUAUUGAGUUAUAGAUCCACCCCACAUGCAACCACAAAGAUUGCACCUUCAGAACUGUUAUACAAUAGGGUCAUUAGAGGGAAACUACCUUGUUCAAUCAAGACAAGUAAAUCUAAAAGACACAGAGAAGCUCAGGAAAAUGAUGCAGUAGGGAAAGAGAAGAUGAAAAGCUAUGCAGACAAAAGAAGACACACAAAGAUUUCUGAUAUCAAAGUUGGUGAUACCGUUUUGUUAAAACAAGAUAAAAAGAACAAGUUUUCUGCAAACUUUGAAAGCACUACUUACAAAGUUAUAUAUCGUAAAGGUUCCAGAGUAACAGCAGAAAGACAAGAUGGAAGGAAAGUCACUAGAAAAAUUAGCUUUUUCAAAAAGUUUAGUAAGAAAGAUGAUGAUGAUGAUGAUUUGUCUGAUGAUGACAAUCACAAAAGAACAGAAACAGUCGAAGAGAAUAACAGAGAAAACAGAUAUCCUCUUAGACAAAGGCGAAUGCCUGAAAGAUAUGGAACAGUUGUAGCAACAGACUAG